This is a messenger RNA of Octodon degus (degu), 1251 nucleotides long. RefSeq names its product MACRO domain containing 1 (gene Macrod1). The coding region runs from base 146 to 1120 and encodes 324 amino acids. Gene Ontology annotation, cellular component: nucleoplasm. The transcript has 11 exons. Gene Ontology annotation, biological process: DNA damage response; purine nucleoside metabolic process; peptidyl-glutamate ADP-deribosylation. The record is from RefSeq and is a predicted model, not a curated record. NCBI's taxonomy places the organism in Eukaryota, Metazoa, Chordata, Mammalia, Rodentia, Octodontidae. Gene Ontology annotation, molecular function: ADP-ribosylglutamate-[protein] hydrolase activity.
CUGGCUGCGCCGCCCGCCGGCUCCGAGCAGGUUGUCCUGGGCUGGCGCGCGCCGCCAGGUUCCUGAGUAAAUAAGGGAGAGAGAGUCUCCCGAGCACCGUAAAUAGAGUGCAAGUGGGCGGGGAACCGCCGCGCGACGUCUGCCCAUGUCGCUGCAGGGUCGCGUGUCCGGCCGCCUGGCACAGCUGCGCGUGGCGGGGCAGCUGUUGGUCUCCCGGCGCCCGUGGCCCGGCCCCCCCGCUGGGGCUUCAGGAACCCGAGGCAGCGCGUGCGGCCCCCCGGCGUCCCCGGGCGAGCUCGGACCCCGCGCGCGGACCUCGGCGGGAGUUGGGGCUUGGGGGGCGGCGGCCGGCCGGCCGGCCGGGGUGCGCACCUGGGCCCCCUUGGCCAUGGCCGCGAAGGUGGACCUGAGCACCUCCACCGACUGGAAGGAGGCAAAAUCCUUUUUGAAGGGCCUGAGUGACAAGCAGAGGGAGGAACAUUACUUCUGCCAGGACUUCAUCAGGCUGAAGAAGAUCCCGACGUGGAAAGAGAUGGUGAAAGGGGUGUCUGUGAAGGUGGAGAACCCCAAGUACAAGAAAGAUAAGCACCUGAAUGAGAAGAUCUCACUGUUCCGCGGCGAUAUCACCAAGUUGGAGGUGGAUGCCAUUGUCAAUGCCGCCAACAGCUCCCUGCUUGGAGGUGGAGGUGUGGAUGGCUGCAUUCACAGGGCCGCCGGGCCCCUGCUCACUGAUGAGUGCCGAACCCUGCAGAACUGCGAGACAGGCCAGGCCAAGAUCACAGGCGGAUACCGCCUGCCAGCCAAGUACGUCAUCCACACCGUGGGACCCAUCGCCCACGGAGAGCCCAGUGCCAGCCAGGCCGCUGAGCUCCGCAGCUGCUACCUGAACAGCCUCGACCUGCUGCUGGAGCACCGGCUCCGCUCCGCGGCUUUCCCCUGCAUCUCCACCGGCGUGUUUGGCUACCCCAAUGAGGCAGCUGCUGACGUGGUGCUGACCACCCUGCGCGAGUGGUUGGAGCAGCAUAAGGACAAGGUGGAUCGGCUGGUCAUCUGCGUGUUUCUCGAGAAAGACGAGAAAAUCUACCAGCAGCGGCUGCCACACUACUUCCCUGUGGCCUGAGGCUCCCGCAGCCCAGCCUGAAUAGGACCGAUCCCUCAGGGCCUGCAGGACCCUCCUCCCAGCUCUGAGAAGUCUCCCAAGCCUGAAGCUUGGCGCAGGCUGAACCACCCAGCCUUCCCCUCAGGACCCUG